Molecule: messenger RNA, 821 nt
Organism: Cylindrotheca closterium
Lineage: Eukaryota; Bacillariophyta; Bacillariophyceae; Bacillariales; Bacillariaceae
Source: the annotation of a GenBank genome assembly
GUAAUCAAAUGAUGCAAGUUCCUUCUGGAAUGCAGCUCGUGCAGAUUCCAACUCAAGGUGGCGGCACUGUUACUGUCCCUUAUUCUAUGAAUGCUAGCGGUGAGAUUGCGUUCAGUGGAAUGCAACUCAGCCGACAAGACUUCAGUGGUGCUCAAGUGCGCCAAGGAUUCAAUGCAACUCAAGCUCGAACUCCGCAAGCUGUAAAAACUGGACAUUUUGAUACGUCAAAUGUCUUUCACAAAGCUAUCAAGGGAAAGGAUGAGAAUGACAAUGAUGUCUAUCUUAUUCCAUGUCCUGCUGGUACGACAAAUGUCAAACUUCAAGCCGACUGGCACUAUGCUAGUGAAGAUGAAGAUUUGCCUGAUCUUGCUACUGAAGCAGAUCGAGGUCUGCAGUUUAUUCAAAGCCACAGAAAGGAAAGAGAUCCAUUUGGGUUGUACGAUCAUGUCAUCAUGGACAGUGGUUGUACAAACACCACCAUUUUUAAUGGUGAGCUCAUGCAUGGACUCCGUCAUGCUGAGAAAGAACUUGACAUGCACACUAAAGUGGGCAGCAGAGUUCUCGACAAAGAAGGUUUUCUAGGAAGAUUUCCACCUCCAGUCUAUUGUGAUGGAAACCAAAAGAUGCGAUUUGUUAAUCGUAAGGGUGUGUAUGUGUUGGAGCAACUUGGAGCGAAUGUCAAACCAGGUGCCAAAGAGACAAGUGCGAUGUACCGUCGCCAGUUAAGCAACUUAAAUAAUCAACCCCAUUUCGAACUUUGUGCAAACAAACAGAAUGGAUAUUCUGGACUCAAGAUGACCUCCAAGAUGGCAACUGUUUGA